AGGAGAUCUAAGCGAAAUGCUCCUGUUCCCGAUGACGGUCGCGAUGUCUACCGCAGCCUGAUUUCUGAAGCAUCCAUUCCGGAAGCGGUUGAACGGCCUCUCAAGAAACCAAGACUUGGAAGACAACGACCGACACAAGUCUCAACUACUAUCAACGAGUCCUCUACUUCAUCACACCAAAGGUCCGGAGAUGGCAAACAGACUACACAAGGUCAAGCCUCUGGAGAUGAAAAUUCAUCCAAGCCGCAGCAAACCAUCGUUGAUUCUGACGAGUCCGAAGACGAUGAUAUGGACUGGGAGCAAGUCGGUCUGGAUCAUGUCGCACCCAAAUCCUCGACGUCUCGAAAGGAAGACGAGUUUGGGGACAUAUCACUUGAAAUCAGCACCAAGCAAGCUCAAAAGAGAGCGAUAGCGAAACGGAAGCCUGCUACCACUGCAGAGAAGUUGCUUCGACUCGAAGCCCACGAGGCUCAUCUGCUCUUCCUCCUAUUCCAUGUUCAUGUUCGCAAUGCUUGGUGCAACAUGCCAGCAGUCAAGAACAAAUUGAAAGCAAUACUCAUGCCAGAGAUCGUAUCGUUGCUACACCCUGAUCAGUCUCUCAUCCAAUUCGGACAGUCAGAGCAGUUCCUGACCGGGCUCCAGAAGGCUGUUUUCGUGUGGAAGCACAAGUUCAACGUUACAGCUUCUGGCAUACGCCGUCCAUACUGGGCCGAAGGGACCGAGGGUCAAAUCAGGAACAUCCAAGAAGAGAUGCCUCCCGUUGAGAAACAUGACUUCGUCAAGGCAGCUUCAACCCUCUCAGGCUCCCAAGACGUGGGUGCACAGCUGUUCUGUGCCCUGCUCAGGUGUGUUGGUGUUGAGGCUCGACUAGUCUGCUCAUUGCAAAUCCUUCCCUUUGGUGCAUCUGCAACCAAAUCAACCACCCCAAUCAGAGGCAAGCCGACUUUAUACGCGGGUAGCGACAAGGACAACACAAGUGCAGGAGAGACGUCUGGUGGUUCUGCAUCUGAAGGGUCGAGCUCCUCUCGACGCAGGAUCAUCGCUCCUGGCCGCGUUCGACGAAUGGGAAACGCAACUCUCAACGCAGCCAGGAGGAAGAAGCGACCAGUUCGUACGCUUGACUAUCCAGUAUACUGGGUAGAAGCUUUCAACGAAGCUUACCAGAAAUGGGUGCCCGUGGACGCUGUAGUAACGGGUACAGUCGCAAAACCGAGCAAGUUAGAGCCACCUGCUUCUUACGAGGCAAACGCUUUGACUUAUGUGGUAGCCUUCGAAGACAAUGGCAUCGCCAGAGAUGUGACUCGUCGCUACACGAAAGCCUACAAUGCGAAGACUCGCAAAUUGAGAGUGGAGAUCACAGAAAGAGGAGAAGAGUGGUGGCGUAAGGCGCUCAAAGUAUUCCGAAGACCAGCCUACCUCGAUCGCGACCAAGUUGAAGAUGCUGAACUUGCGAAGAAAGACGCCGCAGAGGGGCUGCCAAAUAACGUUCAGGACUUCAAAGAUCACCCCUACUAUGCUUUGGAACGGCAUCUUAAGAGACACGAAGUCAUCUGGCCCAAAAGAGCAAGCGGUAAAGUCACAGUAGGGAAGGGGGCGCUAGAACCUGUUUACCGUCGUAGCGAUGUGCACAUCGUACGCAGUGCCGAUAAAUGGUACCGAUUCGGCCGCGAGAUAAGGCCGAACGAACACCCCCUGAAGCAUGUACCUGCAAGAGUAUCAAAGAGCCGUGCUCAGGAUCCAGAUGAUGUCGAUAUGGAUGAACCGCCGGCCACAGCGCUCUAUGCUUUCAACCAAACGUCCUUAUACGUACCACCUCCUGUUGUCAAUGGCAGAAUCCCGAAGAACGCUUUUGGCAAUCUUGACAUCUAUGUCCCAUCAAUGGUGCCUCCCGGAGGAUAUCACAUCCGGCAUGCAUUGGCCAAGAACGCGGCUCGACUUCUUGGUAUCGACUAUGCCGAUGCUGUAACCGGCUUCCAGUUCAAAGGACGUCAUGGCACAGCUAUCACAUCUGGUGCUGUUGUCGCAGAAGAGUAUCGUGAGGCUGUCGAAGCUGUCAUCGAAGGCUUCCAGUACGAACAGGAGAACGAAGAAUCACGAUUGUACAGCUUGGAAUGUCUGAAACUUUGGCGACGCUUCCUGGCUGGUCUGCGUAUCAAAGAGAGAUUGAGCGAAUAUACUACUACAGGACCAAAAGCUGUCAAGCCAGACCUUAACAACGAUGCGUCAGGAGCUCACGAUGUUGGUGGUGGCUUUGUGCCUGAGACGGCCAACUCUGAGGCAGUUGAUGGGACUGGCAGUGGUUUCAUACCAGAUGACGAUACUGCGCUCGAGUCUGGAGGUGGAUUUGUCCCCGAAGUCGCCGACGAGACAUUCGCAGGCGGAUUCUUGCCUGAG
This is a messenger RNA of Aureobasidium namibiae CBS 147.97, 2394 nucleotides long. Its product is annotated as Rad4-domain-containing protein. The transcript has 6 exons. Gene Ontology annotation, molecular function: damaged DNA binding; single-stranded DNA binding. The record is from RefSeq and is a predicted model, not a curated record. The annotation marks the transcript as partial. Gene Ontology annotation, cellular component: XPC complex; cytoplasm; nucleus. Lineage: Eukaryota; Fungi; Ascomycota; Dothideomycetes; Dothideales; Saccotheciaceae. Gene Ontology annotation, biological process: mismatch repair; nucleotide-excision repair.